AUGCAUGUCUAUGAUAGGCGGUUACAGAUUUUCCUCACAGACUCUGGCUCCAAAGCAACACCGACAACAUCUUGAUGGAGCUUUUCAUGGACAGCUCAGUUCAUUUUGAGCCCUGAUCUUUGGAAAGCUGUGAAUGUCAACAAGGAGCUUCUUUUUUUUGCCUGUUCUAUGGGUGAAACAUAUAUCUUGGAUUUUAUUAAUAUUUCUUGUGGACUCACUCUGUGAACAAUGACUUCCCGAAGGCCAAUGACUCGCUCUUAUUCCGGCAAUGGGAGAACGAGCAGCUUCAGCGAAGAGGAGGGCAGCAUUGCCAGUAGCCGGUCAGAGAGCCGCAAUACUUAUCUGUCCAAUGUUAGGCCUGAAAACAGCUAUUCAAGGUAUUCUCACUACAGGCCAACGAGGAGCACAUUGUGCAGCGUCAUGGCUCAGCUGACCGAGGAUAUACAGCCGACUUUUGAGACUACGUUAAAAUCAAAGGCGGUGUCUGAAAACUGUAAUGUGAAAUUCACCUGUGUGGUUUCAGGUUACCCAGCUCCAGAACUCAAAUGGUAUAAAGAUGAUGUAGAAAUGGACCGCUACUGUGGACUCCCAAAAUAUGAAAUUCACCGUAAAGGAAAAACCCACACUCUUCAUAUUUACAAUUGCACAUUGGAUGAUGCAGCCAUCUAUCAGGUUUCUGCCUCCAAUAGCAAAGGUAUUGUCUCCUGCUCUGGAGUGUUGGAGGUUGGCACCAUGAAUGAGUUCAAGAUCCACCAGCGGUUCUUUGCUAAGCUGAAGCAGAAGGGAGAGAAAAAGAAAAAAGACCUUGAUGUGCAUACUAAAAAGGAGGAUAAAGAAAACAUUCAGAGAGCAAAACCCCAUAGCAGCCCAGAUCAUCUUCACAGGAAACGCCCUGUCCCAUCAACAGAGGAGAGGGCGGUGGUCAACAGCUCUGUGGCUGUGGAGCAGCCGGCAGACGCUGCAGUACCUAACGGGAUUAGUUCAGAAGUUAGGGAGACGGAAACUUUGACAUCCAUGAACAGUUCUUUGGAAAAUGAAGUAUCUCCAUCAGAGGAAGCCUUAGACAAAAAAAGAAUUACGGAAACAUUGACAUCCAUGAACAGUUCUUUGGAAAAUGAAGUAUCUCUAUCAGAGGAACCCUUAGACAAAAAAAGAAUUACGGAAACUUUGAUAUCCAUGAACAGUUCUUUGGAAAAUGAAGUAUCUCCAUCAGAGGAAACCUUGGACAAAAAGAGAAUUAAAAUGUCUAACAGCGUAGAUGAUGGGGUUACUAGCAGUAAUAACGGCAGCAGUAGUAGAAGCCAUGUUAUGGGAAAUGGGGGUGAAAACUGUUAUGAUGGGGGAAUCAGUUUAGCACAGUUUUUGGCGGAGACCCUCCAAUCCCAAACUGCUGAUGAGAACCAGAGCUCACCUCAAGAGGAGGAAGCUAAACAGGUGGAUACAGCUGUUGUACCAGAUCACAAAGAAAAAGAUCAAGAAGAACUGGAAAAAACAUCACAGGAAGAGCGUGAGAGAGAGAAAAGGAAGGAAGAGGAACUGGCCACAGAAAGAGCCAAAGAAGCAGAAAAGCAAUUGGAGAUGGUGAAUACACCAGCUCAUAGUAGACACAGUUCAGAAGUCAAACACCACAGCAAGGGCCACAAGGAUCAGGACCACCACAACAUCCAGGCUUCCCUCUCAACUAUGCUCCACACGGUUAAGGAUUUCUUUUUUGGCAAGAAUAAAAAGGACUUUCAUGAACACAGUGAGAAGGAAUCAAAUUAUUCAGAUAUAACUUAUCAGCCCCCUCAUUCGGACAUGCCGCCAUCAUUCUGCCUGAACAUGGAGCAUAAUCCAGAGGUGUUCAAACCAAGCACUGAGGACCUCAUCAUGCCUAUGGCCGUGGAUAAAACUGAGGAGCCUUCAGAAACGAUGGAUUUGGAGCAGCGGUCAGCAUCACUUAAGUGUGAAGAAAAUGUUCUGCAUACACAUGAAACACCAGAUUCUAAAGUGCCACCCGAGACAGUAGAGGAAUCUGCACUGAAGAGCGUGGCGAAGGUUGAUGAUGCUGUGGAGGCCAUGGAGGUGUCUGUGGAGCCAGAGAGCAGCAAUGCAGGUGAAGACAAAUCAUUACCUGGGCUUCAAGUUCACACCGAGGCUGAAGACAAGGACACUAAGGUCGUUUCUGUUAUCAAGGAGGUUUUGAUGCAGCAGCAGGAGUUGGAGCACCUUGCGUUUGUACCGCAGCCUCCACCACAGGCUGGAGGAGAAGAGUUUCCUACGACGGAAAACAAAUCCGUCUUGCCACAUGCCAGCGCUCCAGCUGCUGAUGACUGCGCCCUAAACCUCCCUUUCACUACUUUAGAAAAGCGCCGGACUCCCCCUCCCAGUUUCAGCUCAGCAAAAGAUAGCCCCAGAGUGCUAAGUGGUACUUUGCAAAAGGAGAAGACAACAGGAGAUAAGAUGGACAAAGAAAGAGAGCCUGUCACAGAAGAGGACUGUUUCUCCAACAAGUUUUAUGCAGAAGAGAAAACUGAAGUGAAAUUGAACAAACAUCCACAUUCAGAUAUAAACAGAUCUGAGGUUCCUAAAUUAUCAGCAUCGUUACUUGAAGACGGAAUAGAGCCGUGUGAAUCUAUUACACCGUACCAGGUGCUUUCUCCUCUUCAUGCUGUGGUGGGAUGCAAGUCAGAGGCAAACCAUUUAAAAGAAGAGACCAAAUGUACUUCACUCAUUCAGGAAAUGACUGUAGGACUUCCGCUCACUGCAGAACCAGAGGGUUUAAUAAAAGGUGACCUAAAAACGCAACAUGAUUGCACUCCUUCUGUAGUUGAGCAACUCUCAGAUGUGCACAAUGAUAAAGUAAUACAGGGUUCAAACUCAGGUUCUACAUGCAGUGUGGAGGAGUUGAAAGAGGCACUGGAUUGUGUCGUAGAGAAAAAUGUAGAGAAAAAUGUAUGCAACAGCUUAAAAACACAAGAACAAGCCACUGUAAAGGGUGUGAUCAGUGAAACGAGGGAUGAGAGUUUGUUGUUAGAGUAUCAAAAGGAAGAGAAGACUCCCUUAAAUGUAGAGGAGUCAAAGGAAUCGAACACUGUGACGCAAAGCAAUGAAAGUAAUGUUAAUCUUAAAGAAAUACACAGUGAUAUUUCACAUCAAAACAGCAGCGAGAGUGGUUGGACUGCUGAACCUGGUAGUCCCUCAGAGAAAGCACCAUCAAUCAAAAUAUCUGCGAUCGAGGACAUCCCAGAAAUUAAAACUUCUGUCUCAGAUGUGAGCCCAAAUGAACAUUUUAUAAUCCCAAAAAUAGAAAUAGAUGAGCCCGACGUUAAAGAGUGCACUCUGCCACUAACUAUUUUGGCACUAGACAAGCCAGGGCCAACUAAUCUGCUAAAACAUGAUGCAAAUCUUGAGUCAAAUAUAGGAAUCCAAAUUGAGAGCAUGACUGAGUCUCCAGGGGUGUUCCCCAUACAGAGAGAUGUGCAGAAUAUUCAGAAAGUGAAGGAAGUUGCUCAGGAAAUGCUUGAGCAGCAGCAACCUAAUGUGCAAACCAAUGAAGCGCUCCCUCAGCUGGACUUUGUAUCUUUUCCUGAUAUGAAUGUUUCGGGUUCAGACAUCAAGGAGGGUGAUGUAUUUGUUAGUAAUGAAGCUUCAAAUACAAAGCCAGAUUCAGAAACUUCAAGGGUGCCACUGUUUGUGGUUCCACCAAUUUCUGUCACUUGUCAUGAAAGUGAUGUGGAGCUCCAACUGCCCCCUCACAGCAAGCGUUUAGAAACAGAAACUUCAGUAGGCACGCAAAGAGGAACAAUGCGAAGUGCUGGUCACGACAUGACCGCAAAGCCUGAAAUGACACGAAGAGCAGAGAACACUGAGGAAACAUCUGAAAAGAAGACAAGAGAAAAUGCUCCAGCUGCAAUUCAUGAACCUCUAACGCCGAAAGUUGGCGGUCAUGUGCCAUUACUCGGUAAACCAGUAGAGAACAACACUGUCCCUGAAACCUUGAAGCCAAACUCCUCAAAAGAGAUAAAAGCAGAUAGUUCUGUGUCUGUUGAAGAUUUCCUAAAAAACAAACUGUCUGUGGAGAGACUCAGCUCCAAACCCCCAACAUACCCAUCACUAAGCCCAGCCAGUCUCCGCAAGUUUAUGUCCAAAGCGGCUCCAGACUCAGACAAUGAGAGUGCGACAGCUGUCCCUGUAAUAUCUGUCAGCGAUCGUCAGAGUGACAAGCCAGACGAAGAUGUCAGCGGAGGCUCGACACCAACAUCAUCCCUCUCCUGUGAGAGCAGUCCGCGUCUGAAACGCAGGGACAGUCUGACACUCAUACGGUCUGCCACGCCUGAGGAGUUGGCCUCCGGAGCUCGGCGCAAAAUCUUCAUCCCGAGGGCUAAAGAAGACACGGAGGCAGCAAUGGUUGGUAUGCUAGAGGGCAAGAAGGACAGCCCUUACAUGUCCCCAAGCCAGGCUCGCAGAGCAGCCUUGCUACAGGCUUCCACCGGACAGACCACCCCACCAAUGGAGAGGCGCUCUCCACUGCUGAGUCGCAGAAAGGCUACUCUGGAGGUGCCCAAGGUUGUGGAGGAGACUUCUGCAGGAGAGCCAGCCAGUACCAAAAAAGAGGAGAAACCAGCGGAAAAGAAGAUAGACCCUUUGAAAGCUCCUCAGGUUAUCCGUAAAAUCAGGGGAGAGCCAUUCCCGGAUGCUUCUGGACACCUGAAGCUGUGGUGCCAGUUCUUCAAUGUGCUCAGUGACUCCACCAUUAAGUGGUACAAAGAUGAGGUGGAAAUACUCCAGGAGAAGAGAAGUGGAAGCGAUGAAAGCCAAGUGGCACUGGCUAUUGUCCAAGCAUCCAGGCAGGACUGUGCUGUGUAUGGUUGUACUAUUAGUAAUGAAUAUGGAACUGACACGACAGACUUCCUGCUCAGCGAAGACAUUCUGUCUGAAAUGCUACUAAAAGACGACUUUCAAGUUGGAGAGGAGAUCGAGUUGACCCCAAUGGUGUUCACCAAAGGCCUGGCAGACUCUGGCAGCUGGGGGGAAAAGUACUUUGGCCGCAUUUUAACUGACACACUGCAACUUGGGGAGGGCUGCACUCACAAAACCAGCAGGGCCAAGGUCAUUUACGGCCUAGAUCCUGUGUUUGAGUCUGGAAGCACCUGUAUCAUGAAGAUUCGAAAUCCCAUUGCCUAUGGCACCAAAGAGGAGCGCAACCUUACUGAGAGGAACAUGGAAAUUACCAAGCAGGAAUUAAAAGUCCAAAACAUGAUCCGAGAAUACUGUAAAAUCUUUUCGGCUGAAGCAAGAGUUGUUGAAAACUUUGGUUUCUCACUAGAAGUGCUUCCUCGUUAUCUGAUGUACCGGCCUGGGAACUCCGUGCCAUAUGCCACUGUGGAGACUGAUCUUGCGGGCGUCUUUGUCAAAUAUUGUAUGAUGGAUCUCAAAGGAAAGUUGAUUACACAAAACACUUCAGAGCUGGAGCAGAAAUGCUGCACUUUCCAGCACUGGAUCCAUCAGUGGACACACGGUAAUUUGCUCGUCACUCAGCUGGAAGGUGUUGAGACAAAGAUUUCAAACAUUAAAAUUGUGACCAAGUCAAAAGGAUACCAAGGAUUAACCGAAUUGGCCUCUCCCGAAGUGUUUGAGCAGUUCCUGACACAGCAUCAGUGCAACUACUACUGUGGACUGCUUGCCCUACGUCCACUGAAGACUGCAGAUAGUCUGCAGCAGCCCAGCAAGAUAAAGGGCUCCAGAAGCCCCUUGCUCAACCGCAAGUUGGGUUCCGGCAGCCCACAGCUCCAGCGGAAAGCAUACAGCCCUCAGAUGUCUAGAAAGGCCAACUCAAGCCCAAAAGUGCAGAGAAAGGUUCAGGAGACAAAGGACAGCAAAUCAGGCGGCAAAAGUCCUGCUGAAAGUCUUUCUGUUGUUGAAAUAAGGUAGAAAAAAAGACUUCUUUUGAUUCUGGCAAUUACGGUUUGGUUUUACCUGUAUCUUCCCAGGCAACAAGGACUUGAACAGAAAGAAUUAUGAGUUAUACAAUGUUAUGCGACAAUUACUGUGAAAAUCUCUUUCUGCAGGAACCCCACCUUUUUAAGAAUGUUUGGAAUAAUAGGCACAUUGAUUGUUUGUUGUUGUUUUUUUUUUCAUUUUUGUAGCUCAUAGUUAACACGCAGUAGCAUUUACUAUUUAUCUUUGAAGAAUGAAAAGAAAUACUUUAUUUUCUUAGAACUGACUUAAAAUCACUAAAACACCGCAACCACUUGCCAAAGAGUCUUAUCCGCUCUGUGAAAGACAAACUCUUUAAGCGAGAUUUAAAUCCAAGGGAAAUGUCGUCAUUUAGGUGACAUGUAAAAUAUGUAUAUUCACAGUCACUAAAUAUAUCUACAUAUGCAUACACAAUUAUUUCUGUGUGCAGAGACAACAUUUACAGUUAGACUUGCAACAGCCGUUGCAGCAUUUCUUUGCACAGCAAGGUUGAGCUCAUGCUAUGGGGUAACAGUGUCAAGUUUAGGUUUUGACAUAACUUCCACUUGAUUUUGAGCACUUUGUGAUCAUAUCAAUGCUGUCUUGAACCAUUGAAUUGAAUCACAACUCUUGCAAAAGGAUUAUAACUGGUAAAGGCAGAUGAUUACCUACAAACACUACCUACGUUGAGCUUAAGCUCACAAAAACAUGCAAAGUGUGUUCAAAGCAACACGAUGUCAGAUGAAAGUAAGUCAGAGGGAGUGACUUAAUACAUGGACUUGCAGGUAAACACACAUUAAGUAAAACAGA
This is a messenger RNA of Cololabis saira (Pacific saury), 6747 nucleotides long. RefSeq names its product alpha-kinase 3a (gene alpk3a). Bases 229 to 5913 code for a protein of 1894 amino acids. The record is from RefSeq and is a predicted model, not a curated record. The transcript is spliced from 15 exons. Gene Ontology annotation, molecular function: ATP binding; protein serine/threonine kinase activity. NCBI's taxonomy places the organism in Eukaryota, Metazoa, Chordata, Actinopteri, Beloniformes, Belonidae. Gene Ontology annotation, biological process: protein phosphorylation; cardiac muscle cell development. Gene Ontology annotation, cellular component: nucleus.